Heterotrigona itama is the source of this 1415-nucleotide messenger RNA. The record is from the annotation of a GenBank genome assembly. NCBI's taxonomy places the organism in Eukaryota, Metazoa, Arthropoda, Insecta, Hymenoptera, Apidae.
GUGUAUAAAACUUGGGUUGCUACGAUGAAGAAUGAAAUACCACUAAGUAGGCCUGAUCCUAUAAUUAAAAAGUUGAAUGAUCCAUUAUUUCACUCCAUAUUUACACCAGAACUUAACACCUUAGCACAAAUAUUUAAAAAGCAUAAUUAUGAACUAAAAAUUGCCGGCGGUGCAGUCAGAGAUAUUUUAAUGGAUAUAAAACCAAUAGAUUUGGAUUUUGCAACAGAUGCUACCCCACAGGAAAUGAAAAACAUGUUUGAAGAAGAAAAUAUUAGAAUGAUCAAUAAUAAUGGAGAAAAGCAUGGUACAAUUACCUCAAGAAUAAAUGAUAAAGUAAAUUUUGAGAUCACAACACUUAGAAUUGACACACAUACUAAUGGCAGGCAUGCAGAAGUUAAAUUUACAAAAGAUUGGAAACUAGACGCUCUUCGUAGAGAUCUUACAAUAAAUUCUAUGUUUCUUGAUUUAGAAGGAAAUAUAUGUGAUUAUUUCUUUGGUUAUGAUGAUUUAAUGAAACGAAGAGUUAUAUUUGUAGGAAAUCCAGUACAUAGAAUUAAGGAAGAUUAUCUACGAAUCUUGAGAUAUUUUCGAUUUUAUGGAAAAAUUUCAGACCAACCAGAUGCUCAUGAUGAAUAUAUUAUAACAACAAUAAAAGAAAAUAUACAUGGAUUGAAAAUAAUAUCUGGAGAAAGAAUUUGGAGUGAAUGGUCAAAAAUCCUUUCUGGAAAUUAUGUUAAAGAAAUAACAUUUAAAAUGUUAGAAUGUGGUAUUGCAAGAUACGUAGGACUUCCAGAAAACCCAAAUAUAGAAAAGUUUGAGAUUAUUUGCAAUAUAUCUAAAAAAAAUAACAUUUCUUUACAGCCGAUUACUUUUCUUGCUGUAAUGUUAAAAAAUGAAAGUGAAGUAUUUGAGCUUCAUCGUAGAUUAAAAUUAUCUGCAUAUGAUAGAGAUUUAGCAUUAUUUUUAAUUUCAUUCUGGGAAGAUAAACCUUCAGUAGAUCUUUUAAAAUUUUAUAAAAGAAUUCUUAUUCAUUGGAAAGGAAAUGUUGUUAAUGCAAAAGAAUAUAUUUGUGAAUUAUUAAAAUGUAAACAAUAUUUUGAUCUUGCUGAUGAUAUAAAAAACUUAAUAAUACCAAGAUUUCCAGUUAAUGGAAACAUGUUAAAAUCAUAUGUAGAAAGGGGAAGAAUGAUGGGUAUUGUUAUUAAAGAAUUAAAAAAUAUUUGGUUGGACAAAAAUUUUGAAAUAAGUGCAGAAGAAUUACUGCAAGAGGUUCCACGAAUUGUUAGUGAAUUGGAAGAUAAUAACUCAGAGAAACAUGUGUUUUUAAAUAAAUAAACUUUAAUAUUAUAUAUAUUUCACUUUUUUAAUGAUCUCAAAAUUACUAAUUAAUAGUAUAUAAUUUUACAAAGGGAUAA